GCCCCCGGCUGCUCCUCCUCCUCCUGGGCCCGGACUCGUAGGCAGAGGGAAGCCCGGGGGACCGGGGAACACUCCUCGGUAUCGCAGUGGAUGUAAGGGCCGGGGUUGUGCUGCCGGCACAUCAGUAUGAGUCACUCCCCGGUGCAGCCCGGCCUGCCUGGGAUACAGAGUCUUAAAGCUGAUCCAGAGGAACUGUUCAGAAAACUAGAGAAAAUAGGCAAAGGCUCAUUUGGAGAAGUCUUUAAAGGAAUUGACAAUAGGACUCAGAAAGUUGUUGCCAUAAAAAUUAUAGAUCUGGAAGAAGCAGAAGAUGAAAUAGAGGAUAUUCAGCAAGAAAUAACUGUGCUUAGUCAAUGUGAUAGCCCCUACGUGACCAAGUAUUAUGGCUCUUAUCUUAAGGACACAAAAUUAUGGAUCAUUAUGGAAUACCUUGGAGGAGGCUCUGCUCUGGAUCUAUUAGAACCUGGUCCUUUAGAUGAAACACAGAUUGCAACCAUUUUACGGGAAAUCUUAAAGGGACUUGACUACUUGCAUUCAGAGAAGAAAAUUCACAGGGAUAUUAAAGCUGCCAAUGUGCUGUUAUCUGAACACGGGGAGGUGAAAUUAGCUGACUUUGGUGUUGCAGGACAACUUACUGACACACAGAUCAAAAGGAACACCUUUGUUGGAACUCCAUUCUGGAUGGCACCAGAAGUUAUAAAGCAGUCUGCAUAUGAUUCCAAGGCAGAUAUCUGGUCCCUGGGCAUAACUGCUAUUGAACUGGCAAAAGGAGAGCCUCCUCACUCAGAGCUACAUCCCAUGAAAGUCUUGUUCCUUAUACCCAAGAACAAUCCUCCCACACUGGAAGGGAACUACAGCAAGGGUCUGAAGGAGUUUGUAGAAGCCUGCUUAAACAAGGAGCCCAGUUUUAGACCCUCAGCUAAGGAACUGCUGAAACACAAGUUUAUUAUGCGAAGUGCAAAGAAAACCUCCUACUUAACAGAGCUCAUAGACAGAUACAAGAGAUGGAAGAUAGAACAGGGCCAUGAAGCCUCCAGCUCAGACUCUGAGGAGGAAGAAGUAGAUCAAGCUGCUGGCAGCGAGAAGGAUUAUUGGAACUUCACAAGAAGAAAGAGAGACUUGAAGAACUUGGAGCCCAUUCCUGCACAGCCAGAAGAGGUUAAAGACAUUCCCAAACGGCCAUUGUCUCAGUGCUUAUCUACAAUUAUGUCUCCUUUAUUUGCAGAGCUGAAGGAGAAGAGUCAAGCGUGUGGCGGGAACGUAGGCUCAAUAGAGGAACUGAGAGAGGCAAUUUAUUUAGCUGAAGAGGCCUGUCCGGGUAUCUCGGACUCCAUGGUAUCACAGCUUCUUAUUAGGCUUCAGAGGUAUUCCGUUAAUGGAGUGGACUCUUCCUCGCACUGAAGAAUGUUUUCCUCCUUUUUAAGGCAAAAAUGGACCUUGCAUUAUUAUCCCUAUCGUACUUGCCUCUGCUCAUGGAUAUCACAGGACAUGGACAUUCCUGAAUGAUGAGUGACUAAACAUAGGGAAAUGGUGAAAGCUAUAGUUUUUAUGAUUUUCUUUUCCUUUUUUUUUUUCUAAUCAUAGUACGAAUAUAUAAAAAUGUAAAAACAAAAAACUCUGCAAAGUACUGUGAUAAGGCAAAUGAAGAUAUUGUGAAACCUCAGGUAUCUUGCUUUAAGCAGUCAGUUCUGCUGGAGAUGGAAUGAAAGCUCUGUGCAAUUCUUGUACAAUAAAUUACUCCAUCAGAUGCCUCAGCCUUCCUUCCUCAAGCGGCUGUCAGCUCCCAGCAUGCCCCAGCAGUUGAAGGGUAUGAAUACUGGGUAAUGCAAAUCACAGCAGCUGGAGGGACGUGGGCUGACAUCCCAGCUUUACAGUUGACUAUUUACUAGAGUUUGCCAACCUACAAACUGACCCAGGGCAUCCCUAGUUGCAAGAGGGGAAUGGAGCCACACACGCUUUGUGUAUGGAUUUCAUGUUUGGCAGCCAUACUUAUGUUUUAUGUUCAUGGUUUAAGUCAAGCGCCAAGUGAGUUUUGUUACCUACAUAUAGAAGCCCCUUUGGACAUCUGUUAGAUAAAACCAGUUUAAUGUUUUGUCAGAAUACAUAUGACAUUGUACAGUAUUGCUAUUUUCUUCAGAACACACGCAGUGGCAUUUAGAUAUGUCUUCAGUACAUUUAUCGAUACAUAUUAUUUGUAUAUACUUUAAAAGACAGAGGAUCGGUACUGUCACAAUGGAGUUUUAAUGUUUUUAAUUUAUAGAUAUGUCUGAAAUAUGUAAGGCACAGCCUCAUCACUAGGAUAAGUUAUGAGAAUAUUAUAACCCUAUACGUACAGAAA
Molecule: messenger RNA, 2338 nt
Organism: Xenopus tropicalis (tropical clawed frog)
Lineage: Eukaryota; Metazoa; Chordata; Amphibia; Anura; Pipidae
Gene: stk24
Product: serine/threonine kinase 24
Biological process (GO): regulation of axon regeneration
Cellular component (GO): nucleus; cytoplasm; membrane
Molecular function (GO): ATP binding; protein serine/threonine kinase activity; nucleotide binding
Source: RefSeq, marked provisional